This is a messenger RNA of Amaranthus tricolor (Joseph's coat), 1498 nucleotides long. Its product is annotated as fructose-bisphosphate aldolase, cytoplasmic isozyme. The record is from RefSeq and is a predicted model, not a curated record. Gene Ontology annotation, biological process: fructose 1,6-bisphosphate metabolic process; glycolytic process. Bases 127 to 1200 code for a protein of 357 amino acids. The transcript is spliced from 3 exons. Gene Ontology annotation, cellular component: cytosol. Gene Ontology annotation, molecular function: fructose-bisphosphate aldolase activity. NCBI's taxonomy places the organism in Eukaryota, Viridiplantae, Streptophyta, Magnoliopsida, Caryophyllales, Amaranthaceae.
AUCUGUCAUUAGCCCAAUAUCUCUCUCUUAUAUAAAUCCCUCCCUCAUUUUUUUCACAUUCGUCUUUCUCUCUAUAUUUCAAAAACCUCUCUCUACCGUUUUCUCUCUCUCGAAUAUCUCGCAACCAUGACUGCUUACCGAGGAAAGUACGCUGAUGAGCUCAUUGCCAAUGCUGCCUACAUUGCUACCCCUGGAAAGGGAAUUCUUGCUGCUGAUGAGUCCACUGGAACCAUUGGAAAGCGUUUUGCUAGCAUCAAUGUUGAGAAUGUAGAGUCUAACAGGAGGGCUCUUCGUGAGCUUCUCUUCACCACUCCUGGUGCUCUCCCAUACCUCAGUGGAGUAAUCCUCUUUGAGGAAACUCUUUACCAAAAGACUGCCUCAGGUAAACCUUUUGUUGAUGUCAUGAAGGAAGGUGGUGUCCUUCCUGGUAUCAAGGUUGACAAGGGUGUAGUUGCACUUGCUGGAACCGAUGGCGAGACAACUACUCAAGGUCUUGAUGAUCUUGGUAAGCGUUGUGCUCAGUACUAUGCUGCUGGAGCUCGUUUUGCCAAAUGGCGUGCUGUCCUUAAGAUUGGUCCAAAGGAGCCUUCUCCUCUUGCUAUUUUGGAAAAUGCCAAUGGUCUUGCUCGCUAUGCCAUCAUCUGCCAAGAGAACGGGUUGGUUCCUAUUGUUGAGCCCGAGAUCUUGGUUGAUGGUUCCCACGACAUUGACAGAUGUGCUGAGGUUUCUGAGCGUGUGCUUGCAGCUUGCUACAAGGCCCUCAAUGACCACCAUGUUCUCCUCGAGGGUACCCUCUUGAAACCUAACAUGGUUACCCCUGGGUCAGAGUCCACAAAGGUCUCCCCCGAUGUUAUUGCAGAGUACACUGUCCGCACCCUGCAGAGGACCGUUCCUCCAGCUGUUCCCGGUAUAAUGUUCUUGUCCGGUGGUCAGAGUGAGGAAGAGGCUACUCUUAACCUAAACGCCAUGAACAAGCUCCAGACCAAGAAGCCAUGGACCCUGUCCUUCUCUUACGGACGUGCCCUUCAGUCGAGUACCCUCAAGGCAUGGCAAGGCAAAGAAGAGAAUGUUGCUAAGGCUCAAGGAGUCUUCCUUGCUAGGGCUAAGGCCAACUCUGAAGCUACUCUUGGUAAGUACCAAGGUGGAGCUGGAGGAGCUGAUGCAUCUGAGAGCCUUCAUGUCAAGGACUACAAGUACUAAGCCAAGUUUUGUUCGUCUUCCCACCUUCACUUCCCGCCUUCGUGUAUGCAGUAAAUUUGCGAGUUUUUUUGUCCACUGUGAAGUGGGAAGUGCGCCCUAAUCUUAGAAGCGGUGUGUGUUUUCUUUAGACCUGUUAUUUUUCAUUUUACUUGUUUCUUAGAUUUGAUGACUAAAAAAACUAAAUAAAAGCUUUAUGAGUUAGAUUUGCCCUUGUGAACAGAGGGUGUUAUUGGUUUUGAUAUUCACGGAAAGUGUCCAUUUUAAUAUAAUAUAAAGUCAUUGCGACGUUUGUUAUUUA